AUGAAGUCGGGUGAUGAUCUGGAUGUCAUGGAUGUGACGGACGAUGACAGGUCAGGUCGGAAAAGUCGGAUCCUGGGGGGCGUGUCCAGUACAGCCCCGGCGAAUGAACUGUUCAGAAAGAAGAAAGGAACAAUAAAAUGUAAUUUUUCAUCUGAGAGAAAUGUUUGUUUAAAGAGGCUGGCCCCUGUUGAUGACAGCAGGAAAUUUACAUCAAAACGUGGAUGGUUUAUGUGGAUUUAUUUAUUUAACCAAUGGACCUUUUGCUUAAAAGGUCUUGGGACAGUCUCAAGUGGCCGGCAUAUCUGCAGCUGA
This is a messenger RNA of Staurois parvus, 312 nucleotides long. NCBI's taxonomy places the organism in Eukaryota, Metazoa, Chordata, Amphibia, Anura, Ranidae. The record is from the annotation of a GenBank genome assembly.